Messenger RNA from Cucumis melo (muskmelon), 2498 nucleotides. RefSeq names its product NAC domain-containing protein 17-like. Gene Ontology annotation, biological process: regulation of DNA-templated transcription. The transcript has 5 exons. Gene Ontology annotation, molecular function: DNA binding. NCBI's taxonomy places the organism in Eukaryota, Viridiplantae, Streptophyta, Magnoliopsida, Cucurbitales, Cucurbitaceae. The coding region runs from base 323 to 1681 and encodes 452 amino acids. The record is from RefSeq and is a predicted model, not a curated record.
UCCCUAAAUCUCUGGUUCCAGGAAAUUUCGGCGUUUUACCGUAAUAAUAAGAAGCCCGCCACCACUAUCCCUUGCUCCUUCGUCCUCAUUACUUGUUUUGACCAAACAACCUUCACUCCCCCUCAUCUCUCUCCCUCUCCCUCUCUCUCUAGGGCGGUCUUUCGACCGUCUCCGGUGAUCGGACAUCUCAGCUCCGUCCAAUUUCAACUGGGGUUUUUGUAGAUUCAUCGAUUUCGGAACGAAUUUCUUCACCGUCGCUGUCGAUUUUGUCCGAGGAUUUCGAGCCUUGGUUUCUUCAUUUUGUGAUUCGUGGUGUUCUUUGAUGUCAACGGCGUCGUCUUCGAAGGGUUUGUGUGACGAGGGGGAUUGGCCACCAGGGUUUCGGUUUCACCCGACGGAUGAGGAGCUGAUUCUGUAUUACUUGAAGUUCAAGAUCUGUAGACGCAAAUUGAAGCUUGAUAUCAUCCGUGAGACCGAUGUUUAUAAGUGGGAACCCGACGAAUUGCCUGGUCAAUCUAAGUUAAAAACUGGUGAUAGACAAUGGUUCUUUUUCAGUCCUAGGGAACGUAGGUACCCAAAUGCAUCAAGAUUGAGUAGAGCUACAAGAUCUGGCUACUGGAAGGCCACAGGAAAGGAUCGAAUAAUACAGUGCAAUUCACGUAAUGUUGGAGUGAAGAAGACACUGGUGUUCUAUCUAGGUCGUGCUCCUAAUGGUGAGCGUACUGACUGGGUUAUGCACGAGUAUACCUUGGAUGAAGAUGAGCUUAAGAGGUGUAAGAAUGUAAAGGAUUACUAUGCGCUCUACAAACUUUAUAAGAAAAGUGGACCUGGGCCAAAGAAUGGUGAGCAAUAUGGAGCACCAUUUAGAGAAGAAGAUUGGGUUGAUGAUGCUGAUUGUCUGGAGCCACAAGUGAAAACAGUUGAUGAGGUUGAUUCUGUAGUUCGUGAAAGAGAUAAUGGUCAAAUUCAGCUUUCAUCAGAGGAUAUUGAGGAGCUUAUGAAACAAAUUGUGAAUGAUCCUGUCCUAGAGUUGCCAUCAGUCAGUGGUUAUCAUCAACUUGGCUCUGCUUUGCAGGUUGAUGAUAAAGAAGAAACUGCAAGUACUAUGAUCGAUGCUUAUGCUCAGGAGCACAUACUUCCUCAAGCGGAUAAAGUAUAUCACUUUAGUGUUCAACCCAGUGAUUUGCAUGCAAGCUUUGACUUUACCCAGUCCGGUAUCUCUCAGUUGCAAUCAUUUGAAGCUGAGGUUUCAUCAGCCCUGAAAGAUUGCGAGGAAGAAGGAGAUUUCUUGGAGAUCUAUGAUCUCAUUGGUCCUGAACCAACUCCUGUGGCAAAUGUCAACCCUUUAGGAAAUAUACCACCUUCAGAGUUGGAUGGAUUGAGCGAGUUAGACCUGUUCCAUGAUGCAAAUAUGUUUCUUCGCGACUUGGGACCCAUCACUACUGAAACAGUUUUAGAUCCAUAUUUGAAUGCUCUUGAUGUUGAUGUUGCAAACAAUUUGAAUGGUAAUUUGCAACAUGUUUCCUAUCAACAAAAUCAGACGGACGAUGGAUUCUGGAAGAACAACGAGACAGAAAAUGCCUUUAGCUUCCACGAAUCACAUGGACAGUUUGUUACUCAAUCAACUUUAGUUGCUGGCUCGAUUAGCUCAUCUACACAGAGCUCUUGUUCAGAUGAAUGAGGUUUGUUUGAUAAGCCAUACUUUUCUCCAUAUGGCAAGAACCGCUCUGUGAAAUAUUGAGCCAGCUUCAGCAAGCUACCUAGUGCGAGUACUUCUCGUGUAUUAUCGAAUUCUCUUGAUUCAAGAGGAGCAAUUCUCCAAUUAUAUUUGUUGACUUUCAUCAUAAAUUGCCAUUAUGGUGCCAAUUCCAGGUGGCAGUUUGUCAAUGUGAAGCAGUAGGGCAGUUUCUAAUUAUGGAACUUUCUGGUCUUGUUUAGGUGUGGGAUGUGAAUCUGUAAGUUCUACAGCAGCAGGAACAAGGGAGAACCAAAGUGCAAAUGAUGGAGGCGGUUCUACAAGUUGGUUCUCUUCCAACUUGUGGGCCUUCGUUGAGUCGAUACCAACCACUCCCGCAUCAGCUUCAGAGAAUGUCAACCGCGCUUUUGAGCGGAUGUCUAGCUUUAGCAGAUUGAGACUAAAUACUCUGAACACCAUUAACACCAAUGUUGCUGUUCGUAAUCCCGAGAGGGGUGAAAGGAGGAGAACGGGUAUGAAUAAAGGAUUCUUUUUAUUUUCAAUUCUUGGAGUAUUGUGUGCAAUUCUAUGGGUGUUGAUAGGAAAUGUUAGAUUAUCUGGUAAUUGCAUUUCUUCAUGAAACUAUUUUAUGAAAGCUGUGCCAUCUUCUUUUAUACCUUUGUUAUAUGCAUAUCUUAAAGUUCCAAUAUUCAUGAUAUCUUCCACUUCAUGGAAACUGAAUAUUGGAUGUAAAGCAAUCUUAGUUACCGCUGAUUAUAGAUGAGAGUUCUAUGAAAUCUAGUUCGAUUUCAAUUAUAAUUCA